AUGGCUUGCAAGGUCGCCGGAGCUGUGGUCCUCUUCGUUCUGCUCAUUGCGCAGUACUCAUCGAAAGCAGUUAGAUUUAUUUUCUGUAAAAAGGGUAAAUUAGUAAUUGAGCUGCUCCGUCUGUUCCGUUCCGCACGACAAGUUCGUCCCCGUCCCCACGCACGGACGAAUCCAAUCUCAAUCCCCUCGCAUAGCCGCCGCCGCCGCCACCCUCCUCUCGCUCCUGCCGCAGGGAUCCGGCCGGCCACCAGUACUGCAGGCCCUCCACCGCGGCGCGCCGAGUCGGCGGAAGCCUCCGCUUCCCAGGCGCCCCCUAACCUGCCGCCGACGACAGAGGAUCGAUCUCUCCACCGUACGCCGGAAACCAUACUGCCUCAGGCUGCGCAGUUCCCUCCUGUUUACUCGAGCGGUUUCCCCUCUGACGUCCAUCGCCCGUACUACCUCGCCGCAGGCGAGCUUCCCGCCGACUACAGGUAUGUGAAAAGUCAAGGUGACAAACAACUGUGGUAUAAGAAUGCUGCACAUUUGACAUCGGAUUGUGCACCUGAGACAGUUGCCAGUCACCGUCGUUUACCUCCAACUCACCGGCCAGCCGCCAUCAUCUACCUCCUGUCUUAUUGGAUCGCCGGACAGCCGCCAUCGGCUACCUCCCGCCUUGCCGGACAGCGCGGUCGUCUAACUUUGUCUCACCGGACAGCCACCGCUGUCUACCUCUGCCUCGUAGUUAAUUGUGUACUAGAAAUUCCUUCUGAGAACUUGUUAGGUUAUUCUAACUCUGCCAUGUAUCCAGGAUCUUGUUUACUGAAUAUGUACUUUUAUUUAGUGAUUUUCAUUUUCAUGGCACUUCCAUGA
Triticum aestivum (bread wheat) is the source of this 852-nucleotide messenger RNA. RefSeq lists its product as uncharacterized. Lineage: Eukaryota; Viridiplantae; Streptophyta; Magnoliopsida; Poales; Poaceae. The transcript has 5 exons. The coding region runs from base 1 to 852 and encodes 283 amino acids. The record is from RefSeq and is a predicted model, not a curated record.